CCUAUCGCAUGCAAGCCUGCUGAGCUUGGGUCUGCUGGUCGCCAGCCAACAGAAUGCCAGCUUGAAGCCUAUUCUGUAUUCACAUUACUGGAUGCAUAAGUAUGUAUUUUGCAAUCCCUGAAUUAUCUGGAGCUGCUCAAAUUAUGGAGUGCAGAGGGCCGCUCGCCCGCAGCGUCUCUCGUAGCCGGGUGGUAAAAUGUGCUGGCGCCGCACGCCAGUCGGGAGGGCGCCGUGGCACUGCUUCUGACGGAGCCGGGGCCCGGCGCGGCCGGCCCGACGCGCCCUUUCCUGGCUCCACACCCUCCUCUUCCCCCUCCUCGUCCUCGCCGUCAUGGCCGGAGCAGCAGCAGCGCCAGCUCAGCCGCGGCGGGCCGGGGGCUGGGCCUGCGGGGCCACGCCGUGCCGACGGCGCCGGCGCGCCCAACCCCGGUGCUGGCCGCCCGUCCUACUACGGCGGUGGCGGAGGCCCCGGCGGUGCCGGCCCCGGCACCCCCGCCCCCAAGCCCAAGUCUGACAAGGAGCGGGAGGCCCGCCGGGCCGCCAGGGCUGCGGACAAGGCGGCUGAGGUGGCGCGGGCAGCGAACGGCAGCUGCUACGGCUGCGGUGCACCGUUGCAGACGGAGGUGCCGCUGGGGGCGGGGUACGUGGCGCCAGACAAGUACGAGGCAAAGAGGCAGCGGAGGCAACUGGACAAGGUCCUGUGCCAGCGCUGCGGCGAGCUAUGCAACGGCGCCAUGAUCCCCGGCGUGCAGGACUUCACCCAGAAGCUGCAGCUACGAGCGGCGGGGCUGGAGGCAGCUGCAGCCGCCGCCGAGGGCGCAGCAGCCAGCGCAGGUGCAGGAGGGGCAGCAGGAGGGGCAGCGCGGGCGGGCGGGGCUGCGGCGACCGCUGCCGCGGCUGCCACCGCGGCGGCGGCGCUGGCGGCCGCUGGCGGCGCGGCUGCGGCGGCUGUGAAGGCGGCGCCUGUGGUGGCUGCGUCGGGUGGGGCGGCGCCGGCGGAGGCUCUGAGCCUGUUGGGAAAGGUUCUGGUGACUCCGGAGCAGCUGCGCAACCAGUUGACACCGCUGGCUCUUCGCGCCGCGGUGGUGGUUCUGCUUGUGGACCUGACGGACGCGGGCGGCACCCUCAUGGGGCGGGUGCGCGACAUGGUGGGGCGCAACCCCAUUGUCAUGGUGGGGACCAAGAUGGACCUGCUGCCGGAGGGCGUGAAGGCUCGUGAGGUGGCGGACUGGCUGGCCGGCGCCGCCGCCUCCAAGCGCCUCAAUGUCGUGUCCACACACCUCGUGUCUAGCCACACCGGAGAGGGCAUGUCGGCGGCUGUGUCGCGCAUUUGCCGCGAGCGGCGUAGCCGAGACGUGUACGUGGUGGGGGCGGCCAAUGUGGGCAAGAGCGCAUUCGUGCGGGCCAUGCUAAAAGAGAUGGCGCGCAGCGGAGAGCCCGUGGCCAUCGGCGCCGGCAAGUACCUCCCCGUGGAAAGCGCCAUGCCCGGCACCACGCUGGGGCUCAUCCCGCUGCAGGCCUUCAGCAGCGGAGGGAUCCUGUUCGACACGCCCGGCGUGCAUUUGCACCACCGCAUCCCGCACAUGCUCUCCCCCGCCGAGCUCAAGCUGCUGCACCCGCGACGCCGCCUGGCGCUCACGCUGCCGCCGCUGCCCGUCGAGCUGGCAGAAGAGGAAGCCCUGCAAGCCGCAGGCCUACGCGGCGGCGGCGCCGCCGCUCACGGGGAAGACGGCCAGGAGGAUGGGGCUGGGGGCAAGGCGGCAGGCGCGGGCGCGGCGUGGGGCGCGGCGGGCCUGGCCGGGGAGGAGGGAGAUGAGGGCGUGCGCAAGGGACGCGGCGGGCUGAAGAUCGUGGAUUAUAACCCAACCGACGAGUACGGCAUGCCCAUCACGGGGCUGGACGCGGGCGUACGGCAGAAACGUGGCGGCGGCGGCAGCGCCAAGGGCGUGGCGGCUGCGGGGGCAUCAGGCGGCCGGUCGGGCGCUGCUGCGGGCCAGGGCCAGGGCCAGACGUUGCAGGUGCUGGACCGCGGCCAGACCCGCGGCACGUACGUCUGGAGCGACCUGGUGCGGGUGGACGUGCUGGGCGGGCCGCCCAGUACGGCACUGGUGUUCUACGGCCCGCCCGCCAUGCGGGUGGUGGGGCUGCCGUACGUGCGGCCGGACCAGAAGAUCGAGGUCGACUACGGCACCGGAGAGGCUGUAGCCCGCGACUCCAGCAGUAGCAGCAGUAGCAGUAGCAGUAGCAACAGCAAGGUGCUGGUGUGCACGGACUCGGUGGCGGCGCGCGGCGGGCUACAGCCGACGGACCUGCUGGUAAAGGCGGCCAGCGCGGCGGCGGGCGGCGGCAGUAGCACGGCCCUGGCGGACAUUGCCGUGUCGGGCCUGCCGGGCUGGGUGGCGGUGUGGGCUCCCAAGGCCAACCGGGACGUCAGGCUGCGCGUGUGGGCGCCGCGCGGCGUGGAGGUGAUGCUGCGGCCGCCCCUGCCCUGCCCGCUGCCGCCGCCGCUGGUGCGCGCCUGGCGCGGCGAGUCGCGUGACGCGGAGGACGAGGAGGGCGAGGGCGAGGUGGACGAGGAGGCGGCGGCGCUGGGCGAGUGGAGCAAGGCGCUGGUGAAGGGCGGGCUGAAGGACCCCACCUCGGACCCCGCAUGGUGGGAGGCCAUGGCCGCACUCAAGGACGAGGACCUGCCAGGCUACGCCGCGGCCAACCGCCGCAAGCCCGCCCGAGGCAAGGCCGCGGACAGUGCCGCGGACGUAGAGGCGGGUGCCGUGGACGACGACCAGGAGGGCGAGGGCGAGGAGGAGGAGGAGGAGGAGGGCGGCCUGCCGGACUGGGGCGAUGAGGCGGAGCUGGUGGGCGAGGACGAGGAGGAGGAGGACUGGGCGGCGGGCGGCGGCGAGCGGGUGGUGGUGUCGGCGACGGUGGAGGACAUCCUGAAGCGGCCCAGGAUCGACGUGCUGAGUCAGAUGGACCUUGACUACAUCGACGAGGAGGAGGACGAGGAGGAGGGGGACGAGGAGGGCGGCGACGUGGCGAAUGACGUCAGCAGCUUCACACUGCGCAAGCCAGCUGGCGAGCCAGGCCGCGGGGCCAAGGGCGGUGCGGCUGCGGGCCGGGCCGGCAGCCGGGGCCGGGGCGCGGCCCAGUGGCUGGAGCAGGCGGAGGGAGGGGGCGAGGUGGGCCCUGCGGCCGAUGGAGCGUGGGACCCCUUCUCCACGCCGGUUGAGGCCGUGACCUCAGGAACCUCGGCGCCGGCGUCCGCGGCGGCCGCUGUGCGGAGGCGGCGAGGCAGUGCGGUGCCGGCUGUGGUGCCGGCUGCGGUGCCGGCUGCGGUGGAGCAGGAGGAGGAUGACGAGGAGGAGGGGGAGGAGGAGGAGGCGGCGCCGGCACGGGGGCGAGGCGGGCGGGUGGCAGUGAGGCCGUACAGCGCGGCGCGGCGGCGGCUGGGGCGGCGGCGGGAGGUGGUGAAGCAGGUGGUUGAGGAAGGGGACGGGGAGUGAUCUGCUGGCAAGGGCUGAUGGGUGUAUGGAGAUGUGAUCAUUUGAGGCGGGGGGCACCCAAGCCACAAUCUUCAACUGCAGGGAUGGAGCGUGCACCAGUAAACUGCUAACGCAGCUGACUGGUGCUAUCAGUUCCAGGGGUCUGCUGCAUUGGUUAAGCCCCAGGGGCCAAAGGCCACAUGCUGCAACGCCAAAGACAUUGGGGCCGUGGUUAUUGGGCAUUCACACUUACUUGGAAGCUGAUGCCCCUCACAUGUUCCAAUGUUUUCGGCAGCCAAGUCGCGUGCAUGUCGUGCUGCAUGCUGUGGUGUUGUGUUUAAGAUUGUGCCCUCCGUCAAGCUGCGCUGUGCUGCAAGUCUGCUGCCGACCUGCUGCCGAUGAGUCCUUGCGCGCAAUCAAAACGUUUAAAGUG
This is a messenger RNA of Chlamydomonas reinhardtii, 3915 nucleotides long. RefSeq lists its product as uncharacterized. The coding region runs from base 144 to 3503 and encodes 1119 amino acids. The record is from RefSeq and is a predicted model, not a curated record. The transcript is spliced from 15 exons. Lineage: Eukaryota; Viridiplantae; Chlorophyta; Chlorophyceae; Chlamydomonadales; Chlamydomonadaceae. Gene Ontology annotation, molecular function: GTPase activity.